CCCCUCGUCUGCGACGUUUGCAGAGCCGCUGGCGAUGAUGGUGAUGCGUCGUUUCGGCCUCGGAAUCAUCUUGGUGGUCGGCCUGGCCGCCACUGUGGAGCCGAUGGUGGCAGCCCAGCCAAGGAUGGCCGACGUAAGCAGAGGGGGGACACACACGCACCGAACCGACCAUGCACCAUGGCAGAUCUGUCCAUUCUUUGUGUUUUCGGUGCUCUUUUGUCCAUAUGGAUGGCUGGAUGGCUGAUCUGUGGCUGCAGGGGUGUGGGUGGGCGAGGGAAGCUAUGGUUCCGACUGCGAGGGGAAGGACUGCAAUGCCGACACAUACGGUGGGCGGACCUCUCUAUCUGUGAGAUCUAUGGACGUGUGUGGUCGUUCGUUCGACUUGUCCGUCUGCUGUGUGCAGGUGCGUCGUUUGUGGGCCGUGGUGAGGAGAUCCACGCCGCUACGGACACCGCCAUGGCCGCCAACAAACACGGUGCGUCCACCUGCACCUAUCUGUACACAUGGCACCCUCUCUCUGUGUGUGCAGGUGCUGUGUUGGGUGCUGGUGAGCUGUCGAUGCUGCAGCAGCAGAUCCAGAAUGGUAGGGCCCUCCACCAGUCCGCCAUGAGCCUCAACGCCCAGGCCCACAAACUCACCGCUGCGGCCCAUGAGCUGAUAGCCGAUAGCCUCAGAACGAUGGCCAACGAGCUGUCCGUCGUGGCCAUCAACGCCGAGCGCACCACCAUGACGAUGGUCGACGACCAAAACACCGGUAGGUACGCCUGGCUGCCUUCGCGCGCAUCCAGUACUCACCUCAUGAAUCCGUCGUGCAGGGUAUUAUUACUGCAGUGACAGCCCGAAUGCCUCCAUGUGCAAGAUUUCUUCCAAUGUGGGCAAGACGUGUGGGAGAAGCGAGUCCGGACGGUGCUUCUGCUACAUGGGCAUGUGCACGGGGUGACAAGGGGUAUGGGAUGGAUGGCACAGGUGCACAAGUAGACGCGCUGUUGCCGAUACACGCACACAACACAUACAGGCACACACGCGCGCCAUGAUAGUGCAUGCAGGCUGGCUGGCUGGCUGUGUGGCUGUCUGUCUGUCUGUCUGUCUGUCUUUCUGUCUGGUUGGGUGCGAUUGCAUGGCAUGGCAUGGCUGGAUUACUUUAAUGGACACCGUGUGUGUGUAUUGGGUUGACGAUACAUUUCUUUCCCACUCACCUGACCUCACCUUCUUAGUCAAGCGCUCCACACGACGGAUCAUCUCAGUAAGUCAAGAAACUCAUCAACGUAUCUACCUACAGGUACAUGCCAUGCCGACAGAGAGAAGGUCGCAUCCAUCCCAUCCACUGAAUGCCCCGCCCCCAACACGCAUGGCA
Molecule: messenger RNA, 1354 nt
Organism: Vitrella brassicaformis
Lineage: Eukaryota; Vitrellaceae
Source: the annotation of a GenBank genome assembly